AUGGAGUUUGAAGAAGAAGGGUAUCGAUUUCAUCCAAGAGAUUCAGAGUUAUUCACAUACCUUCUUAGGUUUAUCGCUCAAAAAGAUUUGUGUGACAAUGGUUUUAUUACGGAGUGUGAUGUUUACAAACAAGAACCUUUGGUAACUUAUGGCGAUGUCGAUACUAAUAUUUUUCGAUACUUUAUUUCCCCGAGGCAUAAGAAAAAUAAAAGUGAUAAGAGAUUUUGCAGAGUUGUAGGUAAUAAUCUUGGGACUUGGAAACAGCAAGAUAAGGGGAAAUGGGUUAGGAGUAAACAGAGCAAGCCUUUGAAUAUGGGACGCAAGAAGAGUCUCAAUUAUGAUACUAAGAUGUGUUGUCCCGAUGAUGGAAAGUGGCUCAUGAAGGAAUAUGUUUUUUGCGAAGCUAUUCUUAAAAAGUUCAAAAACUCUAAUUUUAGAGAUUAUUGUAUUUGUGCUAUAAAAAUGAAAAAUUCUGCUAAUACUUCUCAAAGUAGUAAUGUGAGUACAGCUGUUGUGGAUUUUUCUGAUGAACAGAAGUUGGAUACAGAGGUGUUUUCAGGGGUAAAUUCUGUUGAGCAGCGGAUGGAUCAGGAAUAUAAGGCGAUCACUCCUAUCAAUAUUGUUGAACCAGUGUUGCAAAUUCAAGAGUCUUCAUCAGAUGAAGAGAAGAUCAAUGCUCUUCAAGAACCAAAAAUCAAUGCUCUAUUAGAAUCUAAUGAUCCUGAACUAACGCAAAUGUGGAAUGAGGACUAUGGGAUGAUCAAUCAUCCUAUCAAUGUCGUUGAAAAUCCAGCGAUGGAAGUUGAUGAUGUUGAGGUGCAAAUUCAAGAAGCUGCUGGUGAAGGAAAUGGUGUUUUGGAAUUUGAGAACACAAUACCAGAAAAUAAUCUGCCUAAGGAACCAGCACACCUGCAGCAAGGUUUUAUUGUUGGUGUAAAUGAGGACUGUAAUGCAUAUUCGGAACUUCAAACCAAUAAUACAAGCUUUGUUGGACUACUAACUGGUUGUGGGGACUCUUCAAUCAGGAACAAUUGGGAGCUAAAUAAUUUUUCACCAAUUCAAGAACCUAUGAUUCCUGACUUUGCGAAUGUCAAGUCAAAUAUAACUAUGCCUGAAACAUAUGGUACUUUGGCUGAAUAUAUGGAUGCCGAUGUAUUGAUGAAUCCGGACAAUAAGCUGAUCAAUGCUUUUGAUUUUUCUAAACAAGCAAUAGUAGAAUCUAAUCAACAUCAGGAGCAGAUCACUCAAAAGGCUGCUGGUGAAGCGAAUGGUCUGUUGGGGCAAACUGUGCCUUUAUUUCAAAUUCAAGAAUUUGUGAUGCCAGAAAAUAACGUGCCUGAAAUGUUCGAUAUGGGUUACACAUUGUCGGAGAAGAGUCAGACACAACAUCAACUAAAACCACAAGAAGAAUCUAUGACACUUUGUGAAACAGAAAAAUCCAAUUUUGUUGAUGACCUUACAGAAGCCUUGUUAGAUGAUGUGCCUCUGAAUGAUAGAUUGGAUGCAAAUAGGGAGAUUACGAGUACAUUAUUGCUGGACCAACAAUCUUGGCAGUCUAACGCGCAUUUACAAGAUUUGCUGCUCUGA
This is a messenger RNA of Solanum verrucosum, 1587 nucleotides long. Its product is annotated as NAC domain-containing protein 13-like. Gene Ontology annotation, biological process: regulation of DNA-templated transcription. Lineage: Eukaryota; Viridiplantae; Streptophyta; Magnoliopsida; Solanales; Solanaceae. The transcript has 2 exons. The record is from RefSeq and is a predicted model, not a curated record. Bases 1 to 1587 code for a protein of 528 amino acids. Gene Ontology annotation, molecular function: DNA binding.